Molecule: messenger RNA, 793 nt
Organism: Paramecium sonneborni
Lineage: Eukaryota; Ciliophora; Oligohymenophorea; Peniculida; Parameciidae
Source: the annotation of a GenBank genome assembly
CAAUACUUUAUUUAUUUAAAAUAUUAUGUCUAAUUACAGUUUGAUGUUUAAGUACAUAAUUAUAGGAGAUACAGGUUAUUAAAUAAAAUAUAGUAGGUGUUGGAAAGUCCUGUAUAGUUUUGUAAUUGAUCGAAAAUUAAAUCAGAUAAGAACAUGAUGCAACAAUUGGGGUUGAAUUUGGAGCAAAAAUAAUAAAAGUUAACAGUAUGAAUAUCAAGCUUUAAAUAUGGGACACAGCAGGAUAAGAAAAUUUUAGAUCGAUUAUUCGAAGCUAUUAUAGAUCAGCAAUCGGUAUAUUUAGUGUGUAUAGUGAAGGAGCUUUACUUGUAUAUGAUAUAACAAAGAGAGAUUCGUUCCAUAAUUUAUAGAGAUGGAUGGAAGAAAUAAAAAAUAAUGGGAAUGCAAAUAUGGUGAUUACAUUAUGUGGGAAUAAAGUAGAUUUAGAAUCUGAGUAAUAAUUCCUUAUUUUAUUUAGAGACGAGCAGUAACAUAUGAAGAAGGAUGGUAGUUUGCACAAUAGCAUCAAUUAAUAUUUCUAGAAACAUCAGCAAAAUAAGGAAUAAAUAUUCAAUCAGCAUUUUAUUAAUCUACAUAAAGAAUAUUAAAUCAAAUUGAUGAUGGUUCAAUAGUUCUUGGAUAAGACGUAAAAAUCAUUUUUAUAUAAUAGCCAGGGAUCAAAAUAGGUGGAUAAUAUAAAAAAAAGGAAAAGGAUAUAAAAGUGAUCAAUCAUUAUGAAGAAGCAGUAUAAUUAAAGCCUGUUGAAACACCAAAUGGCCACAAUAACUGUUGUUGA